AUGGACUAUCCGUCACCACCUUUUGGGCUUCGUACUGCCCAGGCCGUCAGCGUCAACAACAAAAAAGAAAGAUUGCAUCUCAAAGACAUGGAAAGGUCAUUAGCUAAUGCUAGGGAUGUACAGAAACAUGUACUGAAGCAGGAAGAGCGGGAAGUAUUGCGCCAAUUACAUAAGUUACAGCGUGAUAAAGAAAGGCGACAUUCAUAUUUUUCUUUAGAAACCCAAAACCCAAAGGUAAAUUCUGGAGAAUCUUCGAAGAACGCGAAUUCAAGCCACCACCAUUUACUUGGGUCCAGCACUCAUGCAGCCAGUUCCACUAAUUGCUCCCACGACUGUGCAACAUCCUCAUGUCGCUACGGUACAUCAUGUCAAGCGUGUGGCAUACAUAGUAUGGCACUAGGAUCUGAUAGAUACAACGGUACAUUUCACGGCAAAGGCAACCAUGGCAAACACCAUCACAAAGUAGCAGCGAAGCAUAGUACACACCUUAACCACAUGUCACACCAUAACGUAACAGAGGAACGUCACCACAAUUAUAAAUCUGAUAACGCUGGCCUCCAUGGCAGGGGACAUAUCAACAACAACAUGACAUCAGAAUAUGGGCAACGCCGUCACUCGGUUGACUAUGGUUCACUACCACAUUCCAAGCAUGAUUUUCACUCGUCGGCAUGGCAACACGAAGCCCGGGCUGAUUCGUUUCAUGGCAUUGCACACAAACCACAGCCUCCAUCUGUUCCCAAAACUGUUGACAGUUCAAACAGUCUUCGGAAAGAGAAACUAACCCGAGGUCACGUCAAGCAUGAUAAUCACGAUGAUACUGAUGGUGGUUCAAGCCAUGCCAUAACGCACACUAACAUCGACCGUCAUAAACCACAUCAUGACAAACAUAUGAGCACUGUUAAGAAAACGACGUGUCCCAGCAGCCACCUGAUGACAUCAUCAAAAGGGGAAAAUGUGUAUACGUUAAACGAGUCUCGCAAUGGCAAGAGCCAUACAAUGAGAGAGAGUGGCACCACCAAACACCCGAUAAGUCCGCUCAUCCACUGUUCAUCUGAUCGGAAAAAAACACACCCACCAAACUGUCACCAUCCCAAGACUACCGAUGGGAGCUCUCAUCACGUUUUGUGUAGCAACGACACGGAAUCAAAUGGUUCUCUUCACUCUAUUACUAAACAAUCAAACAACGAAACCGGCACGCGAGGUGGGUCUGGCUUGUUUAAACGGACGGUGAAACGAAUAAUGGCUGACCGUAUGAUGAGUUCGUCAUCUUUGCGUCAUCAAGCAAGUCACGACAAUGUCCGUCGUGUCGAUAAUCCAACAAUGGCAUCUUUUCAGGCCAUCAACCCCUCAUUCUGUCGUUAUUUAGCAGAGAAACAUCAUAUAAGUCUGACCCCUGAACUACUAGCCCAGCUUCACAGUAUUAUGAAAUCUAGCCCUGAAGUCUUACAUGGAAGUCACCCUGAACGGAUACUACCACAAGUAUUUGGACCAGUCUGCAUAACUGGUCGUGAUCACCGAAAAAAAAUGCUUGCACUGGAAUUUCUGUCUAAGAUGUUACCACAGAUUUUAAAAGACGCGGGAAAUACUGAAGUUAGCGCCCAAGACAUGCUAAACUGUCGAUAUUUGCGACUGACAGACUCCAACAUAGAAACACUGGAACAUAUGUGCCUUGAUGCAGGUGCUCCGAUGGGCAUUCACCAUCAUAGUAAAGUGGACGAUGUUGCUGCAAUCGUGUUUGGCAAAUCUAGUGACAACGAUAUAGUAUCAAAUAAUGUCAGUGUACAUAAACUAUAA
Molecule: messenger RNA, 1794 nt
Organism: Saccoglossus kowalevskii
Lineage: Eukaryota; Metazoa; Hemichordata; Enteropneusta; Harrimaniidae
Source: RefSeq, a predicted model, not a curated record